CUUGUUAGAGCACCACACGGCGAGCUUGGCAAACGUCGAGUGCGGUUCGCAGCGACUUUUGUGCCCUGAUCUGGCUUGAAGCUCUUCGAACCACCGCAACCGGACCCCGUGGUUCACACCGAAGACAGGGGAGGAACUUUGAGAUCCUGGCUUGCAUUCACGGGUGUUUCUUUGGAUAAGCACACAACCUCCACUCCAGACUGGCGUGAGAAAUCCACGCCCUACAUUGGUAUAGCCAAGACCUAUUUGCCCACUCGCGACUACCUACCGCGGUCGCGAGCAAUCGACGCCAAUGGCGGACUCGGGCGCAGGAGGGGGGGGCGGCGGAAAGGGCGGCGAUGGGGGAGGCAAAGGUGCUAGGGGGGGUGACGGGAAUGACGAGAAGCUGGCGCAAUUUAUCGCGGUCACCGGGGUGUCUUCGGAGGACGUCGCCAACCACUGGCUAGAGGCAAACGCCUACUCCUUGGAGAACGCGGUCAGCAUGUUCAUGGAUAGCGGCGCGGGAGGCGGGACCGGCGGAGGCGGUGGAGGGAGUGGGGGCGCCGGCGAGGCGGCAGGCGGGGGCGCGGCGUUGUCGACGCCAGCUUUUCCCAGCAAGGCAGGAGGGCCCCAACCAGGGGACUCCGAUUACGUCCGACCCGCCGACCCCUACAAGAGGCAACGGCUAGUCGAAGAUCCGCGGUCUCACGGCGGGCAUCCGUACGGCGGCAUGGCCACCGCCGCUAGGUGGAGUGGUGCCGCUGCCCAGGGGCACAUCCCAUUCAGAGACUUCCAGGAGGAGCACCGACAGGCCGCGCUGGCUUCAAAUCCCUUCGCCAGCGCGGCAAAGGGCAAGAGGCCCUCUGACCCGGCCGCUGCGGAGAAGCAGAAAAAGCUCGCGAGCAUAUUCUCCCCUCCUACCGACAUCAUGUUUAUGGGGGAUUUCCAGGCCGCCCGUCAGGCGGCGAAGCAGCAGAAGAAGUGGCUGCUGGUAAACAUCCAGACGGAGGCCGAGUUCGACUGCCACCGGCUGAACAGGGACGUGUGGAAGGAUGAGAUGAUCCAGAACAUCAUAGAGUGCAACUGCAUAUUCUGGCAGCAACCAUCCAUCUCCGAGGAGGCGAAGCUGUACUGCCGCCGUUACAACGCAACCGGGUUCCCACACAUCGCCCUCAUCGACCCACGCACGGGCAUGAGGGUGUGGAAUUUCCAGGGCUUUCUCGCACCGCCGGAGUUCAUCGAGAAAGUCACUGACGUUACGGACAAGAUUUCGUUCGAAGACGGGGCUCCGGAGAGGCUUCCUCCCCCCCCUCCUAGGCAACCGCAGCUACCGCCUUCCACAGGCGGAUCCGAGGACCAAAUGCUGGCGGCUGCUAUUGCUGCAUCUCUCGACGCGGGAAACGGCGGUGGUAGCGACAGCGGCAGCAGCAGUGGGGGCGGUGCGGACGCCAAGGUAAUGGCGGCCCCCCCCACGAGCAGCGGCGGUGGGAGCGGCGCACCCGUCGCGACGGUUGCGGGAGGGCCGAUCAGCGUCGACGACAGCGACGAAGAGGAGGAGGAGGAGGAGGAGGAGGAGGAGGACGACGCCAUCUUCGCAGCAACCCGCGGAAGAAAGAGAUGA
Messenger RNA from Ectocarpus sp. CCAP 1310/34, 1600 nucleotides. The record is from the annotation of a GenBank genome assembly. NCBI's taxonomy places the organism in Eukaryota, Phaeophyceae, Ectocarpales, Ectocarpaceae.